CAAUUUUGGUUCUGUUCUUUUAUAACUUAACUUGCCAUGUCAAAUCAAUUUGUUGAUUAUUAGCCCAUUUUCUUUGCUAUUGAACAUUUUUCCCCUCAGUCUUCCAAGAAUUUUGUUCUGUUCUUUGAUAACUUAAACUAGCCAUGUUAAAUCAAUCAAAUUCUCAAUCUCAUGUUAGCAUGUCAGGUUUGUCCGAGCUUGCUCACUCGGAUAGACCCCUAACCUUCUCUGACAUCAUGGACUUAGUGAUACCUAAAUUACUUGAUAUUACUGCUUCCACACACAUUAACUAUAGUGAGAUGCAAUUGAGGCGGUUAAAUAAAUUCAGGAUGGAUUUGGAGCAUAUUAAUGACCAUUUCAAGAGGCUCAAGGCCUUGGAACAGCAUGCUGAAAAGAUUUUUAAAGCUCUCUUGCAACAGGUAGUGGAUUCGGAAGAUGCUGUAUCUAGACUAUUUAUUGAUGAUUCAAUGUACUGGCAGCUUGAAGAAAACCUUACAAGGAUCAAGAGGCGCAUGCCUUCCACUACUUUUGGUCGUCUUUUAACUGGAUUCAAAGAUCCUAAGCCUCGGGGUCAUGAACAUGAAGAGGAGCACAGAAAAUUGGCAAUUUAUCCCUCUGGCCUGAACCCCUUUUUUGAGAGUCCUGCUGUUUUUAGGCGGCUAACUCAAAGUUAUGAGCUGCUUGAUCCUUUACUUAAGAAAUGCUUACUGUGUUUCUCAGCAUUCCCAGAGGGUGUUGAGGUCAAUAAGAGGACAGUCAUCUAUUGGUGGAUUGGAGAGCAGCUGGUUGAUCCACCGACCGUUGAUGAUGGUGAGAAGAAGGGGCAUGAUAUAUUGAGAAUGCUAGUUGAGCAUGGCUUUCUCGAGGAAGUUAUUAUAAAGGGUAGGGUGACAAGUAGAUGCAGGCUUCGUCCUUCUAUUUAUCCGGUUUUAAUUUACCUUGCUCAGGCUGCUGGUUUUUUUUAUCAUCCCGAUGACAGGGAAUAUAAUGAUAAUAAUCUGAGCUAUGGAAACAAGCGUAGGGUAUAUUUAGUAGAAACAUCAAAUCCAACAUCCUCUUCCUGCUUGAAGUACCUAAAAAGUAGCAGGACCAAAGACCUUAAGUGCAUAGAAACACUGUUUAAUGUAAACAAGUGCUACAUGGAUAUAAAGCUCCACUGGUUCUGGAGGAUGAAAAAUGUGAAAGCUCUCUAUCUGGGGAGGUGCGAUUCAAAGUCCAUCCAAUACAUUGAAGUGAAGUCCAGUAAGUUCCUUGCAGGACUGAAGCAUAUGGAGGGGUUGAGGCUUUUGAGUCUUCAGGGGGUGUCAAAGAUCGUAAAACUCCCAGAUUCAGUUGGUAAAGUUAAAAGUCUAAGAAUUUUGGAUCUUAGAGACUGCAAUGACAUGGAGGAAUUGCCUGACUCUAUCAAGUCGCUUGGGAAACUAACACACCUGGACUUGACAGGCUGUUACUCUCUUGCUUGCUUGCCCAAAGGAAUAUCCUCCCUCUUCGAGCUUCAAGUCUUGAAAGGAUUUUUUUUCAGAGAGAAGCACCAAGAUAAGAGAAGUUUAUGCUCGUUUCAAGAUCUAAAGAGGCUGAAGAAGUUGAGGAAACUGAACAUCACCACAAGUCUUGAGAGUUUCCCAGAUUAUAAACACCUUGAAGCUCUUGGUGAGAUGACUGAGCUUCGCAAGCUGACAAUCGAAUGGCAAGGGUUGUUCAAGGAAGGAACUACCAAGAGGUCCAAGACCGAGCAUAAAGAUGUUGGUAAUUUCUUUGGGGGUCUGGGUCUGGAGAAACUUGACCAUAAAGAUCUUGGCAAUUUCUUGGGGGGUCUGGAGAAACUUGACCUCCAACACAUCCCAUACAAAUGUGCACCAGCAUGGCUGACACCUGAAAAGUUGAAAAAUUUGAAAAAACUGUACAUUAGAGGAGGUAAACUAGAAAAACUGGGUGAUGAGGAGCAGCAUCUAGGGUGGGAAGUAGAAACAUUGCAAUUGCUGCACUUGCCCGGACUGAGCAUGACAUGGACUGUACUACAGGGGUGGUUUCCAAAGCUUAGGUACUUGGAACAAGUUAAAUGCGAUAAACUUACUUCCAUCCCGUGUAAUAUUGAGGGCGUUUGGCAAAAACUCCCAUAGGAGAUACAUCCAUAUUCUUUAGCACAAUGCUAUGGGAUUCUACAUAGUUGGCCAUUGAUUUUAUUUUCCUACUCUGUUGGGGGCGACUGAGAGGGUGUUUAGGAAGAGGAAUAGAUACAAUUGGUUAUAUCCUAGAAGUAAUAGUGGGUUGAAAAAAAACCCACUAACACAAUAACCCCAAAAAGAUGCGAAGAGGCAGCCGCAUAAGAGGCAGAGAACACGGGAAGGAGACGAACACGCAGAGGGGAGGACAAAGCAGCAGCAAGACCCGUGACUGGACCGAGCAUUAAGCAGCGUCCAACUACUGAAAGACACUCAAAUUUGGAGUCUCUACAAAUGCUGGACAGGCUGGUUAGUGAAGCCCUGAGAAUAGAUAUCUUAAAAAUUCCCUUAUCUUUGUCUGAGCAACACGUUAAACUAGCCUAGAUACUGCAAGAUCGUCAUCAUGUACAAAGCUGAAUUCACAUCUUUGGAAGCAAAUAUGAAAAGUAAAUGCCCGGUAUGCAACUUCAUUUUGAGGGAGGUGACUGAAUUGAGGUGCUGUAACAUAAUCUGGCAUAUAGUGGAUGAUUGUUGGUGGGAUCUAGAUGAUUGAAUGUUGAGUUGUUGGGAGGAAAAAGUUCGGUGGCAGGAAGUUCCUGCGCUCUGAUGUUCUGUCUUUUAUUCUUCAUGGGCCAACAUAAACCGGCUGGUGGGCUAAUUGGCUGGUGCGACUGCCUUGGGCUGUGCCACCCGAAGGCUGAAGCUUGCUGGCAUAGCCGCACAGCCCACCGCCAUGCUUAUAUGCAUAAUCUGGUGUUUAUUUUAAGAGUAUGCAUGUGUUUCACCUGAGGAAGGUGUUAAUGUGGGACAUAAUAUUAUUCUGUGAAAUACAUUCUGCAAUAGACUUUUUUCUCUACCCAAAAAAGGCAAAGAAAUGUGUAGGAUGUUGCACAUUGGGGAAGUAACUCAUUAGGAAAGUAUUCUCAAAAAAUUCUCUACCUCCCUAGUAAGUAAAAUAAUCGGUACUUUAUAUGCCUUGAAAAAUUGAAUGAGAAUUAGAU
Chenopodium quinoa (quinoa) is the source of this 3163-nucleotide messenger RNA. RefSeq names its product disease resistance RPP13-like protein 4. The coding region runs from base 144 to 2120 and encodes 658 amino acids. The record is from RefSeq and is a predicted model, not a curated record. NCBI's taxonomy places the organism in Eukaryota, Viridiplantae, Streptophyta, Magnoliopsida, Caryophyllales, Amaranthaceae. The transcript is spliced from 3 exons. Gene Ontology annotation, biological process: defense response to other organism.